This is a messenger RNA of Telopea speciosissima, 1255 nucleotides long. RefSeq names its product 28 kDa ribonucleoprotein, chloroplastic-like. Bases 69 to 1043 code for a protein of 324 amino acids. The record is from RefSeq and is a predicted model, not a curated record. Gene Ontology annotation, cellular component: cytosol. The transcript is spliced from 4 exons. NCBI's taxonomy places the organism in Eukaryota, Viridiplantae, Streptophyta, Magnoliopsida, Proteales, Proteaceae. Gene Ontology annotation, molecular function: mRNA binding.
GACCCAUCUCUCACUGCUCUCUAAAGUCUAAACCUCCCUCACACCUUAUCUCUCUCUAUCGCCCUGCCAUGGCUUCUGCUUCCACCCAUCUAUUCAAGCCGCUAUCAAUGGCGGACGGCUGUCUAUCCUCUCCUUCAACCGUCUUCGCCACUAAAACCGCAUACCCCUGUAUCUCUCUCCCUGCAAAACCCAUAAAACACCUUCACCUCACUUGCCCAUCUGCUUCGCCAUUUCCUUCUUUGGUAUCUCUGAAGAAGAGAAUAUCUCCAUCUACUUUGAUCGCUCUUGUGGCCCAGACCUCUGACUGGGCUCAACAGGAGGAAAAAGGCAAAGUUGAGGAGGGGUUUUUCGAAGAGGGGACUGAAGCCCGUGUCUCGAAUUGGGAGGUUGAGGGCGCGGAAGAGGUCUCAGAAGGGGGCGAGGUCGAAGAUAGUGAAGUCAGCGCUGGAGAUGGGUUUUUCGAAAAGGGGGAAGAGGCUUUUCAAGAGCCACCUGAAGAGGCCAAGCUCUUUGUGGGAAAUUUACCUUAUGAUAUGGAUAGCGAGAAGUUAGCUCAGCUCUUUGACCAGGCUGGAAUUGUCGAGGUUGCCGAGGUAAUUUACAACCGGCAAACAGAUCAAAGUCGUGGCUUUGGAUUCGUCACAAUGAGUACCGUGGAAGAAGCGGAGAAAGCCGUGGAAAUGUUCCACCGCUACGAUGCAAGUGGCAGGCUUUUGACCGUGAACAAGGCUGCUCCAAGGGGGUCCCAGCCAGAGCGUCCCCCUCGAGUGUUUGAAACUUCAUUCAGGAUGUAUGUAGGAAACCUGCCGUGGCAAGUGGAUAAUGCUCGUCUAGAGCAGGUUUUUAGUGAACAUGGCAAGGUUGUGGAUGCCAGGGUUGUAUAUGACCGGGAAACUGGACGCUCACGUGGAUUUGGCUUUGUAACAAUGUCCUCACAAUCCGAGCUCGAUGAUGCCAUUGCUGCUCUUGAUGGACAGAGUUUGGAUGGGAGGGCCAUCAGAGUGAAUGUUGCAGAGGAAAGGCCAAGGCGUGGCGACUUCUGAUGUAGAGAGAUGUAUUCCCAAGGGCCUUUUUGAGUAUCUCAUGAAAUGUGGUAAGUUUUUCAAGGGGGGGCUGUUUUGGUGACCUAUUUGUUUUGCGUCAUUAUAUAGAUAGAUAGUAGUAGGGAAAUAUUUUUUGUUUUUAGGAAUUUGGAAUCCUUUCUUAACAAGCUCUUUCACUUGCUUUCAUUAUCUGUGUUUCUUUUGGUUUCUCC